Molecule: messenger RNA, 1393 nt
Organism: Sinocyclocheilus rhinocerous
Lineage: Eukaryota; Metazoa; Chordata; Actinopteri; Cypriniformes; Cyprinidae
Exons: 6
Coding region: 491-1156 (221 amino acids)
Source: RefSeq, a predicted model, not a curated record
CGCGAUAAGAAUGGCUCGCGGAAAUCGUAUCACACUUCUCGAGCUCGCUUGUGAUCGCACGCAGAGUAUUCGGUGAUUCGCGCGACGCUCUUAAACUGCGCUUCAGUCAUAUUGCGCUGAGAACUGCUCCGUUCGGUUCGUACGUUAAGUUAGCGCUUAUAAAAGCGCCGAAUGCACGAUUUAAAUAAUUAAUUAAUAGCCUGAUUCGAGGUCUAACUAAGAUUACCGCAGGUUUCGCUUUGACUGUCUAAUUAGUGUGGCAUUUUGUGGGAAAACACAUGCUUUUAAAGAGACUCAGUGCUUUUACUUUCAUUUUUUGACUAGACUAUGCGCAAUAGGCUACGCGAUAUGCGUGUUUUAAUUUGACACACAAGAUAACGAUUAUUGUAAUUUGGGUUCUUUUUGGUUUGGAAGAACGAAGGAGAAAAGCCAUAAGUAGAUCAACGGAGCAACGCCAUUUGAAUCUGCUCUAACAGAGACCGCGGUUGACAUGGGAUGCUAUUUUGUGCUCACUCUUUUUAUUUUCCUCGUUCAUGGUGUUUUUGGUGAUGAUGUGGUGACAGUGAUGGAGGGAGAUACAGUCACUCUACACACUGAUAUCACCAAAAAAGAACAUGACAAGAUGCUGUGGUAUUUUGAAGACACUCGUAUAGCUCUGAUCAAUGGACAUCCCAAUAUGAGCUGUUUAUAUGAUGGUGAAGACGGGAGAUUCAGAGACAGACUGGAGGUGGACUAUAAGACUGGAUCUCUGACCAUCACAGACAUCACAACUGAACACGCUGGACGUUAUGAAGCAGAGAUCAUCAGAAGUGAGAGUUCAGGAAAAAGGCAAAGUUUGAACAGAAAUCGCAAGUGUGACAGCAGAAAAAUCACCAGAAGAAUCAGCAUCAGUCAUGAUGAUACCAUAAAAACUUUCAAUAUGAUCGUCAUUGCUGCUCUGUCUGAUCAAGUCAAAACCAAUGAAGAGCCCCGUAUGGAGAAGAGGGAGUUUGACUUGGAUUCAGGUCUGUCUUCAGCUGCUGUAGCAGGAAUAUGUGCUGCUGUUCUGCUGCUGGUGACUGUUGUAGCUGCUGCUGGUGGGAUUUACUAUCGCCGUAGGAGCUCCAGAAAUGCAGACAGGGACAAAAACAAGUAUGAAGGACUACUGCCCAAAUGAGAAGGAGAAAGACAGUCCCAAAAGUGUGAUUAUAAAAUAAGAGAACAUUUUUUUUUUUACAGAAAUAAUCGUUACUGUAAAACAUAAUAGAUUAAUCUGUUUUAUUUACAAUUUUGAAAAAUAUUCCCAUUGGUUUUGUUAAUGUUAAUAAUGAAACACUAAUUGUAAUGCACUUAACUGUUUACCCCUUAACCUCAAGAGGAAGUAUCUAUAUACAGUUGAGGUCAAAAGUUUACA